AUGAGUCGACUUCCCAAUGCUUUCAAGCCACUGGUCAAAGAUGACCUCAAGUAUAACCGGAAGAUUGAGAAGCUUGAGUAUGAUGAAUGUGACAAGAAGGUUCGAGUCUCUUGGAAGAACAAGUUCACCGACCGUGAAUUCGAAAGCGUCACUUACGACUACGCCCUCGUCGCUGUCGCAUUCACAGUUACCCGGAAAUGGCAACUUCCAGGUACUUUCCCCGAUUAG
Penicillium daleae is the source of this 228-nucleotide messenger RNA. RefSeq lists its product as uncharacterized. The record is from RefSeq and is a predicted model, not a curated record. The transcript has a single exon. Bases 1 to 228 code for a protein of 75 amino acids. NCBI's taxonomy places the organism in Eukaryota, Fungi, Ascomycota, Eurotiomycetes, Eurotiales, Aspergillaceae.